AUGAUCGAUCGUUAUGCUGGAUUAUUCGAAUAUAAAGUUUUUAAAAAUCAGUAUUCGAUAGAGUUUCUCCUAUCUACUGGCAAGUGCUGUAGAGAAUGUGAACGGUUUGCAAGAAAAAUUGUUGAUAAUAUGAAUAAUAGCCCAACUCAAUUAAUUGGGAUGAGUCCUAAUGACGCCAUCAAACUUGAGUGGAUAUAUUCUGAACCAUCAGUAAAAUAUAAUCGCCCAAUAGGUGUUGAUGAACCACAACUACCAAAGGGUAUUACUAUCCGAUUUUUGCUCACUCCUGGAGAGUGGGAAAAUGAUCCUUUCGAAUGA
Molecule: messenger RNA, 318 nt
Organism: Acaulospora morrowiae
Lineage: Eukaryota; Fungi; Glomeromycota; Glomeromycetes; Diversisporales; Acaulosporaceae
Source: the annotation of a GenBank genome assembly